GUGUAUAUCAAAUAAUAUGUUUAUGUUUAUUUAUCGACGUUCUUUGAAGAAAAAUGGUGAAUUUUAGAUGAGAAUUAUUAUUCCCGUUUUGACAAAUAGAAAUUAAUAUGUGAUACAAGAUGGCUAGGCCUAAAGAUAAAGCUUUGCUGAGUGAAGCAUUUGAACAACGAUGUCAGAGAGAAAAAGAGAAAUUAAAAGUCAAUCUAGGAAAAGUUCUGCAAGAAGAUAUUCUGAGACUUCUAACAGAAGAACUACAUAUGGAUACGUCAGUUACAGAUGGUCAUCAGACGGCAGCAGCUCAUAGAUUUAUACUAUCGGCAAGGGCUAGCAGUUUAUUUAAUGGUGUAAAGGAAAAAAUAAAUGAAGAUUCCAUGACAACUUUCACCAUUCCACACAAUAAUAUUUUUCAUCUCAAAGAUUUUAUCAAACAAUUAUACUAUACAGAGAAUGUCGAUAGUUUAUUAGACGAAUAUUCUCAGGGUUUUGUUAAGAGACAAAACGGUGAUAAAAUCUGUGAUGCAAUGCUUAAUAACCUGGACGAUCUAAAUCAUAAUUCUAGUGAUUUGACAAAAGACAAUAGAGACAGGUCCUCAUGUAGCUACGAAACUAACACUGGAAAUUAUGAAUCAAAUAAUGGGGAAGUAACUCUUAGUGAUGUUAAAGUUCAAAUGAAACAGGUGGACAGUGUAGUUGAGAAAAGAAACGAAGAUGAUUCGCAUGAACAGAUCUGUGAAAAUGAUUUAAAUGAGAAAGAAAAUGUCACUCCAUCCGAGAGUGGCUCGACAGACAAUAAUACAUUAUCAAAUUUGAUAAAAAUGUCGUAUAAUUUAGCUCUACCUCAUGUAUGUUGUAGUUGUCUAGGACAAGAUCUUCUUCGUGCUUUCUUACAGGAGAAAUGUACUGACUGUUCUUUGAUUGUUGCUGGACAACAAUUUAAAACACAUCGAUGUAUAUUAGCAGCAAGAAGUGAAUAUUUUGAAGCUAUGUUAGGAGGACAGUGGAGAGAAAGUGACAGAAAUGAUAUAGAAUUAGAGGGUGUAAGUCCAGGAGCUGUAGAACAAGCAUUAUUAUAUCUAUAUGGUGGAGUAACAGAUAUAAUAGAAACGUGUAAUAUACCUGAUUUAUUACUAGUUGGUGAUAUGUAUGGAAUGAUAGGACUUAAAGAGGUGGCAUCAUACCAGAUUAAAAAGGAUUUCUGCCAUUUUUUCCACAAGCCAUGUUCAGCAUGCUUAUCAUCAGCUGGAGAUGCCUUGACCUUAGCUGUGACAUAUGACCUUCACGAUAUGAAAGAACGAUGUGUUAAAUGGAUCAACAAGUAUUUUACUAAAUUCUGGUCAUCAAGAACUUUUGCUGCUCAACAUGAAGAAAUUCUACACAUCUGUUGUAAUAACUUGAUCUCGCAAAUAUCUGAACAGAAUGUUGUUGAUAUUAUAAUGGAUACCCAUAAGUUGAGCGGUAAUUUACCAUCUGUUAAAUGGGCUGAACCUAUACUGUAUCUAAUCUCACAGUUAAACCAUGCCACCAAAUCUUUUAUAUCACAAAAUUUUGUUUCGGUGAUGAGCAGUAAACAGUUCCUGUGUUGGGAGAAGGGUGCCGCGUGGAAUGCCAGUGUACUAGAAGAUAUAUUUGGUAGUGUUAUAGAAACUGUUAGUCCAUCUAAUGGUUGUAAAAUAUAUCAGAAAUUAUUGGAUCUAGAGAAAUAUUUUGCUUUAAUAGAAUAUUCUAUAAACAAUGAGGAUAUUGCAGCUUUCAUCAAGUAUUUAAUAAAGAAAUGUGAAACAUUUUUACGUAUUAAUAUUCAUCAAGUAACUUUGACAGAAGAUUGGUCCAAUCUAUCAGAGGAUAUAAGAACUAAGAUACUAAGUUGUGCUUCAUAUGUUUGUAUAGAUUAUAAUAAAAUGAAGAAAGCACCACCAAAACUCAACACUAACAGAAAGAUAAAGGUAGCCAGUACACAGAAAAUUAAAAAAUCAUCCACGGUUAAACCAUUAACAAGACAGUUAUCAGAGAAUCCACAAACAGCAACUAAAUCUGAUACCCUCUUGACUAGACAAACUUCAACACCUUCUGCAAGACCUCCAUCUAGAGGUAGACCUGUUGAAAAAGCAGCAACUAAAACCACGAAGAAUCCAAAGUGUGAAACUUCAUCUAUGCAACCACAAAGGGAUGUCAAGACAAACAUUAAAACCAAAAAACAAUCUGAGCAAAAACAAGAGGACGGAGCCACGUCAGAUCUCCACCAGAGGACUCAUGAGGUGCAAUAUCUUGGAGCUUCCAGCAUCCCAAAGCGACAGUUGAGUUGGUCUCCAGACCCUGAGGGUUCCAUCAGUCCUAUUAGUGUCAGUCCACGAUCAGACUCCAGGAUACCCAUACAUCGUACAAGUAGUUUGAGUCCCAGAGGAAAGAUUGACUCGAGGAGUUUGGAAAAUUUGCUAGGUGAACAUAGAUCGCAAGCAUCAUGUGGAUUUUGUCCUGCGGUGGAAGAAUCAUUAGCAGGUGCUGAAACAAAUGAGGAAUCAUUAGCAGCCAAAUCAAGAAUAAUUGAUUCAGUAUCUAUUCAGAAUUCCUGUAAAUUAUCAGUGGCUUUCGAUCGCAAUCAAUCAAAACAAUCCAUAACCAUGGAGCAAACAUCUACAGCAUGUACUAAGGCAGCAGAAAAUGUAGAUCCUGUCCAAUUCCUGCGUCUGAAGACUUUAGGCAGAAAUAUAGACAAGGAAAGGAGAUGGUCAUCACCCCCUAUGGUGUUCAGCCAACCAAAUCUGAAUGAAGGACUCCUGGAUGGAAGAAGUUCUGUUAGCAGUGAGGACCUAAGUCCUCGACUACUUCCGUUAUUUUCGGUAGAAUUUCACAAACCUGAACAUGUUACAGAUGUACUUUACUUUUGAUGCAUUCACCUAGCUAUUUAAUAUUUUUACUUUUUUAUUCAAAACUUAAAAUAUGCAUCACACAUUUUUAUCUUUUGUUAUGGAAAUAACAUGGUCAACUUUCAGUCUAUUACAGAAAGACAGAAGACUAAAGGUGGCCAUGUUUUUCCUAACAUUAAAGUUAUCAUUUAUUAUUCAGACUGCUCAUUUGAGGGAUUUUGAAGCCUAGCAAACUACCGUAUUGUGAAAGUUCAGCCUCAGUUGGUUCAAACUGUUCAGUAUUCUGCUUCCUGGGCCAGAUCCAGGAAUGUUUGCAGUAGGGGGCUUGCCAUUUGACAAUUGACAAUGCAUGAUGCCACCAUCAUCUCUAAAUUACGUAGGCAUACAUACACAUUGACAUCAAGUUUAAUCAUUAAUUAAACGAUCACAUUAUGAUUCAAUUUUAUUGAUGCAAAGCGUUAAUUGUGAUAUCACUUAUGUCUAUAUUAUUAUCUCACGCUUUAUUAUCCCACCAUAUGAUGAUAAAGGAUAAAGCACACGACCAUGACACUUUUCUCAUAAGAAGUGUUGUUUUACAAUUAUUUUAUUUUAUAUAGCUGAGCAGGCGGGUUCCUUUCCAGGUUUUUUAAACAAGCCGACACCACUUAUUAGUUUAGGGUAAAAUAUUUUCAGUGAAUCCAAACUAUCUACCAUUGCUAUAUACCGGUAGUCAAUCUACGUGCAGUGCUCUAGGCUGUGAAAUAUUAGAUUUUAGAGAGGUUUCGUAACUUAACAGUUAAACUUACAUUUACAUUUAGGUAAGUGUAACUGUACAUUAUGACGUUUUGCUAAAUUUACACUUAGUAGGUGGCGACACAAACUUGGUCCAGGAUCUCGAUAGAAGUUACACUUAGUAGGUGGCGACACAAACUUGGUCCACGAUCUCGAUAGAAGUUACACUUAGUAGGUGGCGACACAAACUUGGUCCACGAUCUCGAUAGAAGUUACACUUAGUAGGUGGCGACACAAACUUGGUCCACGAUCUCGAUAGAAGUUACACUUAGUAGGUGGCGACACAAACUUGGUCCACGAUCUCGAUAGGCCUUCAUCACUGAUAGAUUCUUAAAGAUGAAAUUAGUAAAGCAUGGACAUGUUUUGUCUCAACCUCCUCAUAUUUUAUCUGAAUGAAGGAAGUCUUCUCUGUGAAUUUAGUUCGCGAAAACCAAAAUUCAGAGAAAAAUUAUGGACUAGAUUAUAUAAAUUAAACAAGGUUUAGCUAUGUGUUGUGAACUUACAGUUAUGGAGGCUGCUACCCGUCGGACAUACUUUUAUGAUGUGCUCUUUACGUCAUAGUCACAAAAACGGAUGACGUUUAAAUGUGAGUGUAAAUAUAAAUUAGCAAAACGUCUCUACUAUCCAAAAGAUUGUACAAAAAAGGCUUGUUGUGCCAUGAAUUGUUUGUUUUUAUAAGUCGUCUAUCGUUGAUAAAAUGGAUGUCGAUCAAAUUGAUGUGUAUUGUAUAAUAGAAUGUAUAUACCCCCGAUGUUUAAAGAAUUUCAUACUUGUGGUAUAUCAUGCUUCCAGUCUAGUUUAAAUAUUAGAUCUAUAUUUUUUUCCAUUUUUAAUAUACGGUAUUGUCGGUCUUCUCUACUCUACAUGAAUACUACAUCUCUCUUUAUCAUAAGGUCUGUCAUUGAGUCAACCGGUGUAGUGUCGAUUUCUCGGUUGUACAUGACAAGGAGUAGGUUCGCCUGUCCAAUCUCAUGGGUUUUCUCUGGUCCCCCGGCUUCCUCCCACUGCUAAAGACCUGUACGCACAUGCGAAUUAUUGAAAUAAAAUUGAACCAUAUGUUCGUCCCAAAAUGACCUAGUUAGUUUGUGUGGAGGUUAAACCCUCUCUCUCUCUCUCUCUCUCUCUCUCUCUCUCUCUCUGUUGUAUUUGAAGUUUGAUUUUAACCCUUGUGUUUGACUAAAACAGUUAUUGUUCAAGUCAAGAUUCUUCAAGAUGGUUUUUUAAAGGGACAUUAUGGGAGAUUAAAUAAAGAUCUGACAGUUCUCGCGAUAAUAGUUAAAAAAUAGAUAAUGUAAAUAGAAUAUGUUGAAAAUUUAAGUCAGAUUGCUCCACUCUGAAAUGAGAUAUUAGCAGUUGAAUUUUAGGCCUAACCUCGAUCAUCAUUACUAAAGUCUUGAUUAUCCAUUUUGACGUUAAAUCAUCCAUCACAAAAUAUAUUCAAAUCCACUAAACAUCACUGUCUUAUUCAACAUACAUUAUGCAAGAGCUAAAUCUGUCUAUUGCAGGUCUUUCUUUAGACCUGAAAUGUUAUAUAAAUUAUUAAUUAUACAUUAAUUAACCUAUCAUGGCCAUAAUCAACUCUAGAUGGCAUCGCUAGCCUGCGAUCUUUAGUGGAUUAUGAGCCGAUUUACUGCAUAACUUUCCUUCACGAUUUAACAAUUAAAUGGAUAAUCGAGACUAUGCUGUUUAUCGUACUGACUUUAGUAAUGAUGAUCGAUGCUAGGCGGAAAUUUCAAUCGCUUAGUUCUCGGUUCAUAGUGGAUCAAUUUGAUUGAAAUUUUCAGCAAAAUGCCUUUACAUUAUCUAGUUUUUAACUAUUAUAGUGAGAACUGCCAACUCGUUAUCAAAUCUUCCAUAAUUUAUCUUUAAUAAUCUAGAUAACAUUUCAGGCCUAAAUAAAGACCUGCAAUAGGUAGAUUUAGCUCUUGCAUAAUGUAUGUUUAACUGACAAUAGGAAAAAAACCUUGAAUAAUUUCGAGCCAACCUGAACAAACUGCUUUGCUUCAGUCAUGUAUUAAAUCUUCUGUCUGCAUUAUAUUGUUUACUACAAACACUAUAUAUGGUUUAUUUGUAAACAUGCACAUAGUCAAGAUUAAUUUGUCCCAGAUAGUCAAGGUUAAUGUGAGAUUAUUGUGUCAUACUGCAUUUUAGCUAAGGCAUUUUGAAAUAAAUAGUAUUAGUAAAAUGGGGUAACACAAUAUCAAAAUCUUCCCCCAUCCACCAAAAUUUCAACUUUAAAUUCAUUGAUUUUCAUCAAAUCUCUGUAUUUGAAGAUCAGCUUUGACAUAAUAAUAAUAAUAAACCUCUUGUAUAAUAAAAUUAACUGUGGUCUGAUUCCUUGAAAUUUAUUAAAGUCAUCUCUGUUCCUGUGACCUAUAAAUGCUGGCUUUAAGUUCAAAAGAUUUAAUUUUUUUUACAGAAAUGGUUUUAGUUUAAAAGAUGACAGGGAAUCAGGGUCUUCAAAUAGAGAAAUUUGAUGAUGAUUAUUUCAAUUUGAUUAAAACACAGAUCCUAUUUCACUUCAUUAUUUAUAGUUCAAAACUUCGUUUUUCUUGUCUUUGCUACACAAGGAUCUGGAAGAGUUGUUAUAUAACCCACGUUCUGGAUGAUGUGAGGGAUUAGCCAAUGAAAUGGUCUGUUACAGCGAGGUGCACGGAACUUUGAGUAAACCACUAGAAACACCAAUUGAUUAAUUAAUGUCUGACGUCAUAGGGUCAAAAGCCACUCGUAUGACACCGGACGCGACCUUCCACUACAACUGGUCAGAUUUUCAUGUAGUGUAGGCCAUCGAAAGUAUAAAAAAAAAAAAAAAAUAUCGAUCUAUAUUUUAAUCAGACUGAGAUUAUUCAAGAUGAAAUAUUGAUGGUUUUAGGUUGAUUUAGAUAAAUUGUACUACAGAUAGUAUGGUUGUUCAAUCAAUAUUAUACUACAGAUAGUAUGGUUGUUUAGCCAAUAUUAUACUACAGAUAGUAUGGUUGUUUAACCAAUAUUAUACUAGUAUGGUUGUUUAACCAAUAUUGUACUACAGAUUGUAUGGUUGUUUAACCAAUAUUGUACUACAGAUAGUAUGGUUGUUUAACCAAUACUAUACUACAGAUAGUAUGGUUGUUUAACCAAUAUUAUACUACAGAUAGUAUGGUUGUUUAGCCAAUAUUGUACUACAGAUAGUAUAGUUGUUUAACCAAUAUUGUACUACAGAUAGUAUGGUUGUUUAACUAAUAUUAUACUACAGAUAGUAUGGUUGUUUAACCAAUAUUAUACUACAGAUAGUAUGGUUGUUUAGCCAAUAUUGUACUACAGAUAGUAUAGUUGUUUAACCAAUAUUGUACUACAGAUAGUAUGGUUGUUUAACCAAUAUUAUACUACAGAUAGUAUGGUUGUUUAACCAAUAUUAUACUAGUAUGGUUGUUCAACCAAUAUUAUACUACAGAUAGUAUGGUUGUUUAACCAAUAUUUUAUUAUAACCAAUAUUGUACUUCAAAUAGUAUGGCUGUUCAACCAAUAUUGUACUACAAAUAGUAUGGCUGUUCAACCAAUAUUUAUUGAUUUGGGUUGUUACUACAGAUAGUAUGGUUGUUUAACCAAUAUUGUGAUAGUUUAUACAUGUUAUUUAUUUAUUCAUUAAAUUUUUUUUGAGUUUAUAAAUUUUAUUUAAUAUUAUUAUUAUCAUUGUUGUAAUUAUUUAUACAAAAGUUAAGUGAUUAUUUCGGUUGUGAAGCUUGAAUUUCAUCAAGCUUACAUGAAUUCUAAUUUCACAUUUUUACAAUAAUAUCAUUUUUUACCCAGUCCAAAAUUGCAUUUAUAAAUAUUUAUUGCAAUGUUUAUUUAAACAAAUUGAUCUUGUUGGGAUUCCGUUUUCAUUAGCCCAGUUGGCACAGAAAACCCCAUUUCAAUCCAUUUCUUGUUGGAGAGGCAGACUUCCUGCACGAGAUAUACUCCACGGCAGGAUUUAAAUCUGUUGUAUUUUGUCGGCUUUAGCCGCUUGAAGUUAAAUCUAGCCGAUUGGUAAAACAAUGAACCGACCACUAUGGUAUCAUAAAUCAAUCUACUUUCAGCUAAAUUACAACGGGUUAAUUAUUACUAAUUAUUAAUAAGAAGUCAAUCAAUUUGUUUGUCAUUACCUUAGUGAGAAUCGGCCAUAUGUGGUUCAUAAUCCAAGUAAUUAGCACAAGUUACAGAUCACCAUUUUAGGUCGAUAUUUCUCCUGGGAGGGGACCCCUUGACACCUUCAACUCCGUAGUUCCCCUCGCCCCUCCUGGGGUGACAUCUUGUCACCUCUAAAUCCGUCACUGGAACAAACAGUUUAAGUUAUAAAUCAAAGGGAGCUACGGUGACUAAGUGGGUAAGACACUGGCUCGCUAGCCUGAAGGCCGGGUGUUCGAUCCGGCGUGGUUUCCCCUUGUCAGUGAUGCAGUACGGAGGGCCUGACAAGGACCAUUGUCUAGUCGUUUAGAUGGGAUGAAAAACCGAGGUCCUGUAUACACAUUGUCGUGCACGUAAAAGAUCCCUUGACAGUUGGAAUUCGAUAUAAGAGUAGGCCAUAGCUCCGCUGUCCAGGCAAAAUUUCCUGGCGUAUGCCCGUCUUCAUUAGCCCAGUCGGAGCAGAAUAGUAGGACGUUAAACCCCAUUUCAUUUCAUUUCAUAGAACAAAGUCUUUAUACUUCCAACAGGAUCAAUAAGUAUUGGUUACAGUGAAUAUUAUAUCAAUACAUUUAUUAUCAGUACAAUUAAAAUAUGUAAUGUCAUUGUUUGGUUC
This is a messenger RNA of Patella vulgata (common limpet), 8391 nucleotides long. Its product is annotated as BTB/POZ domain-containing protein 8. The record is from RefSeq and is a predicted model, not a curated record. NCBI's taxonomy places the organism in Eukaryota, Metazoa, Mollusca, Gastropoda, Patellidae. Gene Ontology annotation, molecular function: protein binding. Bases 120 to 2885 code for a protein of 921 amino acids. The transcript is spliced from 13 exons.